AUGGGCGACUCAGAAGCCCUGGAGCCAUACCGCCUUACGGGUCCUAAGAGAGACAUAUUGGACCAAUGCUUCACAGACGCCCCCGUACCAGAUGAGAUGUUACAGACACAUCAAAAACGACCCAUGCCAUCCAGAUUGCUCCAUUUACUUGAUAAGAUGCUCAUCCCAUCCGAAGAGUUGAAACAAGCCACAUACCGGAGCAUCAGUCGCGCGUGGGACGAGUACGCAGCCGGCGGCGAGAACCCUAGCGCAUUCAUGCGAUCACCGACUGGAGCGCCUUACAAGAUAGUCUCUAUUGAAGGUAAAGGGCGCGGGGUUGUUGCGACUCGCGACAUCAAAGCUGGCGAAACUGUUUUGCAGGAGUCACCCGUCCUAAUUGUGCCGCACGGCCAGUUUUCGCCUCUGAUCUUACUCCUCUUACCCAAGCAAGCCUUGGAAGCCAUCUUGCUCUUGCACAAUGCGCAACCUGAUGAAACACCAUACACAAAGAAGGAGGAUUUUGCUCAUAAUCGUCUUAUUGAUGCGCUUAUGGGUUGUGUGACUACCAAUGCAUUCGAAGGUGGGGCCUCAUUUGGCCAAAUUGGAAUGGUUCUUUUGACUGGGUCGAUGUUCAAUCACGAAAGCAACCCAAACGUCAGGAGGCAUUGGGAUCAGCAGCUGGAGCAGAUGGUGUUCAAGACGGUUCGAGAUGUCAAGGAGGGCGACGAGUUCACGGUCCAUUACUCCGGCUCUGCAGAGAAUCUGAGGAAGUACGGCAUCUGA
Molecule: messenger RNA, 762 nt
Organism: Alternaria arbusti
Lineage: Eukaryota; Fungi; Ascomycota; Dothideomycetes; Pleosporales; Pleosporaceae
Exons: 1
Coding region: 1-762 (253 amino acids)
Molecular function (GO): protein binding
Source: RefSeq, a predicted model, not a curated record